This is a messenger RNA of Camelina sativa (false flax), 3354 nucleotides long. Its product is annotated as ADP-ribosylation factor GTPase-activating protein AGD3. Gene Ontology annotation, cellular component: cytoplasm. The record is from RefSeq and is a predicted model, not a curated record. NCBI's taxonomy places the organism in Eukaryota, Viridiplantae, Streptophyta, Magnoliopsida, Brassicales, Brassicaceae. Gene Ontology annotation, molecular function: protein binding; GTPase activator activity.
CUCAGUCUCCCUCUCCUCUCUUUUUAUUUUUUCUUUUACACACUCUGCAAAACGGCGUCGUAUCUUACCAACCUUUACACGAUCUCCGGCGGUAAUUAAAACGGCACAGUUUUCGCCGUCUUUUUGUGGUUUAAUUUUAUACUAACAGAGACGGUGAAGUUUUUUUCUUUUCUCUUUUCUUUUUUUCUCUUCUCCCGAGACACUUCACCUAAAAAUCACAAUUUCUCUUUACUGUUUUUCUCGAUUUCGCGAGGAGGAAAACAAAAAAACCAAACUCGAAAUUUACACAAACACAAGGCUCGAGACUUUUUGUAAGAUCAUCGGGGUUUGGUUUUCUUUGAUAUUUCGGGAAAGCUUUUGGAAGUAGAGGAUCUCACGUUUUUUUUCGUUUUGUCUCCUGUUUCUUUGUUUUUCCUAUGUGAGUAAAAAAAAAGUGAUGGUCUUUAGCUUUUAGGUUUUGGUUUUUGUUUUUGGUUUUUGUUUGUGGGAUGUUAAUUGGUGUUUGUUGUCGAAGAAGAGGAAGUUAGAAUUUGCUCAAAAUGCAUUUCACCAAGCUUGAUGACUCUCCCAUGUUCCGCAAACAGUUACAAAGCAUGGAGGAGAGUGCGGAGAUAUUGCGGGAAAGAAGUCUCAAGUUUUACAAAGGAUGCCGGAAAUACACUGAAGGGCUAGGCGAGGCAUAUGAUGGGGAUAUUGCUUUCGCAAGUGCACUUGAAACAUUUGGUGGAGGCCAUAAUGAUCCAAUAAGUGUGGCUUUUGGAGGACCUGUCAUGACGAAAUUUACAAUUGCGCUGAGGGAAAUUGGGACUUAUAAGGAAGUUCUUCGGUCACAGGUGGAACAUAUACUGAAUGACAGAUUACUUCAAUUUGCCAAUAUGGACUUGCAUGAGGUUAAGGAAGCUCGGAAGCGCUUUGACAAGGCUAGCCUUACCUACGAUCAGGCCCGUGAGAAGUUUUUAUCUUUGAGGAAAGGUACAAAAAGUGACGUUGCUGCUGCUUUAGAACAGGAACUUCACACUUCGAGGUCUAUGUUCGAGCAAGCUCGGUUCAACCUUGUGACUGCUCUUUCAAAUGUUGAAGCUAAGAAAAGGUUUGAAUUUUUGGAAGCAGUCAGUGGAACGAUGGAUGCACAUCUCCGGUAUUUUAAACAGGGUUACGAAUUACUGCAUCAGAUGGAACCAUAUAUCAAUCAGGUCUUGACCUAUGCGCAACAAUCCAGAGAAAGAUCAAAUUAUGAACAAGCAGCACUUAAUGAAAAGAUGCAGGAGUACAAAAGACAGGUUGAUCGAGAGAGCAGGUGGGGUUCAAAUGGUUCUAAUGGAUCACCGAAUGGAGAUGGUAUACAGGCGAUAGGUCGAAGCUCUCACAAAAUGAUAGAUGCCGUAAUGCAAUCUGCUGCAAGGGGGAAGGUGCAAACAAUAAGGCAAGGUUAUCUCUCUAAGCGAUCUUCAAAUCUGAGAGGAGACUGGAAAAGACGGUUUUUUGUUCUUGACAGCCGGGGAAUGCUGUAUUAUUACCGUAAACAGUGUAGCAAACCAUCUGGGUCUGGUAGCCAGCUAUCUGGACAGAGAAAUAGCUCCGAGCUUGGGUCUGGACUUCUUAGUAGGUGGCUGUCUUCGAAUAGUCAUGGACAUGGUGGUGUUCAUGAUGAGAAGUCUGUAGCUCGUCAUACAGUGAACUUACUCACCUCAACGAUUAAAGUCGACGCUGAUCAAUCAGAUCUGAGGUUUUGCUUUAGGAUCAUUUCACCUACAAAAAACUACACGUUGCAGGCUGAGAGUGCACUCGAUCAAAUGGAUUGGAUAGAAAAGAUCACAGGGGUUAUUGCAUCACUACUUAGUUCUCAGGUCCCUGAACAGCGUCUUCCUGGUAGUCCCAUGGGAAGUGGUCACCAUCGAUCUGCUAGUGAAAGUAGCUCAUAUGAAAGUUCUGAAUAUGAUCAUCCUACUACUGAUGAAUUUGCAUGUGAGAGGAGCUUUUUAGGGUACCAUGAAAGGCCAUCAAGAAAUUUUCAGCCGCAACGGUCUAUUAGAAAGGGUGAGAAGCCCAUUGAUGCGCUGCGAAAGGUCUGUGGGAAUGAGAAAUGUGCGGAUUGUGGAGCUCCAGAACCAGACUGGGCGUCUUUAAAUCUGGGGGUUCUUGUCUGUAUUGAAUGUUCUGGUGUUCACCGUAAUCUUGGCGUGCAUAUAUCUAAGGUUAGGUCACUCACACUCGACGUGAAAGUAUGGGAGCCGUCUGUUAUAAGUUUGUUCCAAGCUCUUGGUAACACUUUCGCAAACACAGUUUGGGAGGAGUUACUUCAUUCAAGGAGUGCCUUUCAUGUUGACCCAGGCUUAACGGGGUCAGAUAAAUCCAGGGUUAUGGUCACUGGAAAACCCAGCUAUGCUGAUAUGAUAUCUAUCAAGGAGAAGUAUAUACAAGCUAAGUAUGCUGAGAAGCUAUUUGUUAGGAGAUCGAGAGACUGCGAUUUCCCGCAAUCAAUUGCACAACAAAUGUGGGACGCAGUGUGUGGCAAUGAUAAAAAGGCUGUUUAUAGGCUAAUUGUCAAUGGUGACGCGGAUGUGAAUUUUGUGUAUGACCAAUCAUCUUCCAGCUCUUCGUUAACACUUUCAAGAGUAAUAUUAGUACCAGAAAGGCCGAAGCGUGAAGAUGUUCUACUCAGAUUAAGGAAUGAGUUACUGGAUAGAAACUCUGGUAGCUCUUCAAAUAUUUCUCCAGAAGGAAGCGGAUGUUCAUCUCUGCUUCACUGUGCUUGUGAGAAGGCAGACAUUGGGAUGGUAGAGCUUUUGUUGCAGUAUGGUGCAAAUGUGAACGCCACAGAUUCAAGUGGUCAAACGCCACUGCACUGUUGUAUUCUCAAAGGCAAAGCAGUAAUAGCAAGAUUGCUACUCACUAGGGGAGCAGACCCGGAAGCUAUGAACGUAGAAGGCAAAACCGCUCUUGAUAUUGCUGCAGAGUCAAAAUUUACUGAUCCAGAAGUCCUUGCUCUCCUUUCGGACACAAACGGAUACAAUCACAGACAGUGCUGAUAAAAUUUUACAGAGACUCAUGGGCAUAGAACUUACGGAGCUAUGUUGCUUUCACGGUUUCAAGAGCCCAAUCACAACUAAAAGAACGGCUACAAGCUUUAGACCCCAAUUAAAGUUAUGUAUUAAAUGUUUUUUUGUGAUAGAUGGACAUAGGCUGCUACAUAUUGGGAAAUGAUAGUGUAUUGUGUUGUGUCGUGUUGUGUGUAUGUGGGACUAUAGCAUCCUAAGUUUGUUAUGUCAUGGCGUUGUAAACUUGUAAGCAAAGUACUUGCGGUUUUUGUUCACUUCUGGAGAAGGUGGUAACCAUAAAAUUAUUCAUUAGCUA